This is a messenger RNA of Penicillium diatomitis, 369 nucleotides long. RefSeq lists its product as uncharacterized. The transcript has 2 exons. NCBI's taxonomy places the organism in Eukaryota, Fungi, Ascomycota, Eurotiomycetes, Eurotiales, Aspergillaceae. Bases 1 to 369 code for a protein of 122 amino acids. The record is from RefSeq and is a predicted model, not a curated record.
AUGGCGCGCCGCCCUUCCUUGGACUCUGAGCGACCCAUGAUGGCCAACUCGACUCGCACCUCGAAGCGCUUUUCCACUGUCAGUGGUAGCCCCUCGCUCGCCAACUCCGAACGCACGAUCGGAAGUCUGCCCCCCGGUGACCCUCGGGUCGUCGACAUCACCAACUACGGCGACGGCGUCGAGCGUUUAGAGAACAAGCCCCUACAGAAGCAGCGCUUUGUGCCUACGCCGGAAAAGACGGAUGACUUGAACAAGCUGGCUCUCGGGGCCAAGGUGGAGCGCGCGCUGGGUCGCAGAAUGACCAGCCAGGACGCCGUGAUGCGCAAGCCAGUUUUGACUGAGAAGGCCGCCGCGGCUGCAAGCUCGUGA